Pangasianodon hypophthalmus (striped catfish) is the source of this 3176-nucleotide messenger RNA. RefSeq names its product progestin and adipoQ receptor family member VIII (gene paqr8). NCBI's taxonomy places the organism in Eukaryota, Metazoa, Chordata, Actinopteri, Siluriformes, Pangasiidae. The coding region runs from base 236 to 1306 and encodes 356 amino acids. Gene Ontology annotation, cellular component: plasma membrane. The record is from RefSeq and is a predicted model, not a curated record. Gene Ontology annotation, biological process: response to steroid hormone. The transcript is spliced from 2 exons. Gene Ontology annotation, molecular function: nuclear steroid receptor activity; steroid binding.
CGAAACUGCUCAGCUAGUAGCUCGCCUCACCAGUUCAGCAGUGGACUUGUCUGAGGCUGAGUCCCUCCAUCGCUGGGGAUAAUGUGUCUACACUUACAAUCACUGGACAUAACCCAGAAAGGAAAAACUAUUGAAGGGUGAACAGUGGCUCUCCAACGGUGUCAGGACACACAGGACAAACACUUACUUUGACUUCCCUUGACCCUGGUAUUUUUUUUCUGUCCAGCUUAUCACUAUGUCAAGUGGAGUUUUAGGCCGUCUGAGCACACUGACACUCAACAUUAAGCAGCUAGUUGGCCUGCCUUGUCUUUCCCCCUCCCUUUGUUCCUUGCCAUCCCCUCAGGCCACCGUGGGAUCCUCACACGUGCCCGGCCUAUUCCGUGAGCCCUACAUCCAUUCCGGCUACCGUCCUGUAGGCCAGCCAUGGCACUACUAUGCACUCAGCCUCUUUCAAAGCCACAAUGAGUUGCUGAACGUCUGGUCACACCUUCUAGCUGUACCUGCUGUGCUGCUACGCUUCUGGCUCUUUGCCGCCACAAGAAGCCUGACUCUAGAUGCCUCAUCGCUGCCCCUCUGCCUCUACAUCCUUUCAGCUCUGACCUACCUCACCUGUAGCACGCUAGCCCACUUGCUUCAGUCUCACUCAGAGCUCUCCCACUACUCCCUCUUCUUCCUGGAUUAUGUCGGCGUGGCUGUGUAUCAGUAUGGAUCGGCGCUGGCUCAUUAUUUCUACUGCGCUGAGGAGGAAUGGAGGCAGAGCCUGGUGGGGGUACUGUUCCUGCCUGGCGCUGCUCUACUGGGCUGGUUAUCGUGUGCCAGCUGCUGCUUCGCCAAGUUGCACUAUCGCCGUCCAUACCCACUGCGCAGGAAGAUCUUCCAGAUUGUGCCCACUAGCAUGGCAUACAUGUUGGACAUCAGCCCUGUGGCACUCCGACUAGCCACGAGACCCUGCCAUGAGCCGGUGCUGGUGCUGCACACCCUGCAAGUGGCCUUCUUCCUGAUGGCUGCCUUCUUCUUCUCGUGCCCGGUGCCUGAGCGCUUCUUCCCAGGGAAGUGUGAUAUUGUAGGUCAUGGGCACCAGAUCUUUCACAUCUUCCUGGUCAUGUGCACCAUGUGCCAGAUGGAGGCUGUUUUUAAGGACUUCUUGGUGCAGAGGAGCUCGGUAGUGCAGGUGCAUGGAGAGUGGAGCAUCUGGCUGGCCGCAGGCUCUUUCUUUGUCCUGGUGCUGUGCAGUAUGCUGACGGCAGCUCGGAUGAGGCUGGGUGUCCAAAGGCAGCUGCAAGAAGAAAGAAUGAAGAAUGAAUGAGGAUAAAUUUGGGUCUAGGGUGUUUACCUCCAGUUCUGGAGGGCUACCGAACUGUGCCGUUCUCUAACACACACCAGUUUCAGCAUACAAAGGAUAUGAGUGAACAUUAAUAAUGUGACGCUCUUUUGAUAAUUGGUAAAAUAUUAAUUCUCAGAACAUAACAAAGUCCCUUUUUGAGUAUUUUAUUUUAUUGGGAUAGUGUGAAAGUUAUGCACAACAAGAGUAUGAAUAUGCCUUGUGAUAACCUGUCAUUGAGAACAGAUCUAUACAAGGCCAUGCGUGGCUGUAUGUUGUGACCUUAGUAUUAGAAUGUGCUAUCUGGGUUGAGAACGAAUGCGAACCAUAACAUGUGUUUGCAUAUGUUUCAAAUGCUUACAUGUGUUUGAUCCAAGAAUGGGCACAUCACAUUUCACUGUACAAGUACUUGAUUAUACAAAACUGACUGAAUAAAUUAUACGCUAUAUGGCCAAAAGUAUGAAGACACCUGACCAUCACACCCAUAUAUGGUUCAUCCCUAAACUGUUGCCACAAAAUUGAAAAUGCAGAAUUGUAAAGAAAGUCUUUGGAUGCUGUAUCAUUACAGUUUCCCUUCACUGGAACUAAGAGGUCCAAACCUGUUCCAGCAUGACAAUGCCCCUGUGCACAAAGCAAGCUCCAUGAAGACAUGGACAAAAGACAUGAGAAAGACAUGCUCGCCUGAUAUCAGUGUCUGAUCUCACUAAUGCUCACGUGGCUGAAUGAACACAAAUCCCCAAAUUCACACACCAAAAUCUAGUGGAAAGCCUUCCCAGAAGAGUGGAGCUUAUUAUAACAGCAAAGGGGGAAUAAAUCUGGAAUGAGAUGUCCAACAAACACAUAUGGUGUGUGACGGUCAGGGGUACACAUACUUUCUGCCAUAUUGUGUAUGUAACGUAUCAUUAUUCAAUGACAAUUAUGUUAUGUGGACUCACAUAAGGCCAUUGUGUACUGAAAGGUCUUUCAAAAGUAAUGUGCCUAGCACUGAAUGCACAAGAGCCCCAAUAAUAAUCAGUUUCAGUUACUUUUCGUCAGUUUACAUAAUUUAAUGUAGCUGCCUCACAUAUAGACCAGUCUGUAUAAUCUUUUGCUUAGCCAAUGCUCCUUGCAUUAUGCAUUUAUGGGUCUGUGUGGCCUAUUUUCUACUAAUCUUUUUCAGCCUGAGCCCCAUUAAUCACUUAAAAAGAACAAAGGAAUAAAGUUAGAUUUGGCUUUAUUGCUAUCAGGAGGAGGAAUGUGUGAACAAAGGAGUUUAUUUUGUGAGACUGGUUUUUACCAAAGAGCCUGUCAGAUGCUGGCUCGAGAAAUUCCCAGAUCAGAUUAGUUAAUCAGAUUGACCUCAGAACCUCAAGAAUGUUCCCCUGCUCUCAGUACAACUGUUAGCAGAUGCAGGAAACAUAUCCAUCAAAAUAUGUGUAACCAGGUUUGCUGGUGGUUUGAAUGUCACAUGAUUUGUUUGUAAGUUUGUUCUUUAUUUCUAGUUAUAAUGUACUGUAUUUAAUUAAAAGAAUUGUUAUUACCUCAGCCAGUUGUUAAAGGAAGAAAGCUAUAUUAAAUUCUUAGUUAUAAUGUACUGUAUUCAGUUUAAACGAUUGUUAUUACCUCAGCCAGGUGGUAAAGAAAGAAAGCUAUAUUCACUCUGGGGGGAAAAGUGUGUUAUCCAUAUUUGUUUUUUGACUGACUGUCAGAAUGUUCAGACUGAAUGUGUUUUCCACAUGAUGCAGAGUACUGAUUUUGAAAUAGGUGUUCAAUUUUGCUACUGAAGUGCUAACGAAGAUCAGAACCAUCUCCACUGUGAAUCCGAGAUGAAACUGUAAACAACACUUAAAUUAAAUAAAGUAGCUUGUUUUAUGAU